Elaeis guineensis (African oil palm) is the source of this 2105-nucleotide messenger RNA. RefSeq names its product IAA-amino acid hydrolase ILR1-like 3. Gene Ontology annotation, cellular component: endoplasmic reticulum. Gene Ontology annotation, biological process: auxin metabolic process. Gene Ontology annotation, molecular function: IAA-Ala conjugate hydrolase activity. The record is from RefSeq and is a predicted model, not a curated record. NCBI's taxonomy places the organism in Eukaryota, Viridiplantae, Streptophyta, Magnoliopsida, Arecales, Arecaceae.
AUGGCCGCUUCUUCUCGCCUCCCACCCGCCCUCCACCUUCUCCCAUUCCUUCUGCUUUCCACCCUCCUCCCUUCAUGGGCAUUGCAGAAUCCCCCAACCCCAACCCCGACGGGAGUCUCCACUCGGGAGCUCCUGGAAGCAGCUCGGGAGCCGGAGUUCUUCGACUGGAUGAGGAGAAUUCGGCGAAGAAUCCACCAGCACCCGGAGCUCGCGUUCGAGGAGUUCCAGACCAGCGAGCUGAUCCGGUCGGAGCUCGAUGCCCUUGGGAUUGACUACUCCUGGCCGGUCGCCAAGACUGGAGUUGUGGCUUCGGUUGGGGCCGGUGAGGGUCCUAUCUUCGCUCUCAGAGCAGACAUGGAUGCCCUACCGUUGCAGGAGUUGGUAGACUUGGAGUACAAGAGCAAGCAUAGUGGAAAAAUGCAUGCUUGUGGUCAUGAUGCUCAUGUAACAAUGCUCCUAGGGGCAGCUAAGUUGCUUCAACAUCAUAAGCAUGAAUUAAAGGGCACUGUGAAGCUUGUUUUCCAACCAGGAGAAGAGGGUCAUGCCGGUGCUUAUCAUAUAUUGCAAGAGGGUGCCCUUAAGGAUGUUCAAGCCAUCUUUGGCAUACAUGUUGAUGGUAGUGUUGCAACUGGUGCUAUCACUUCUAGACCUGGACCUCUUCUUGCAGCCUCUGGUCGUUUUGUGGCAACCAUGAAGGGAGAAGGUGGGCAUGCAGCAUCCCCUCACAAAACCAUAGAUCCAAUUCUUCCUAUGUCAUUUGCAAUCCUCAGCCUCCAACAGAUUGUAUCUCGGGAAUCAGAUCCUCUUGAUAGCAGAGUUUUAUCAGUUGGGUUUAUCGAGGCAGGAGAAGCACACAAUGUUAUCCCAGAGUAUGUGACAUUUGGUGGCACUUUUAGGAGCAUGACAACAGAAGGUCAUGGCUCUCUCAAACAAAGAAUUAAAGAGGUUAUAGAGAUGCAAGCUGCAGUUCACCGUUGCACUGCCACAGUAGAUUUCAUGGAGGAGAAGUAUAUACCAUAUCCUGCAACUGUCAAUGAUGAUGGGAUGUACACCCAUGCAAAGAGGGUUGCAGAGGACCUUGUUGGGGAAGCCAACUUCCACAAGUGCUCACUAAACAUGGGUGCAGAAGACUUCAGCUUCUAUUCAGAAAGGAUGCCAAGUGCUUUCUUCAUGCUUGGAGUCAGAAAUGAAACUCUGGGGCCAGCCUAUCCAUUGCAUUCUCCCCACUUCUUUCUUGAUGAGCAGGCGCUUCCCAUUGGAGCUGCUCUGCAUGCUGCUGUUGCUAUGGCUUACUUGGACCAUCAUUCCACACAGUCGUAAAGUUUAGUAGUUCCGGUGCUCAUCAAGAAUAUAGUUUUUCAGAUGUGGCAAGCUAAGCAAGCUGUUAUUUCUCUGCGGAAGGACACAACCAGGCAAGAUGGCUUCCCGAUGUUUAUUUAUCAGAGGUUGGGGAUUUGCUGAAACUGUAAUUGCAUGUAUUUUAUUUUGUUCUGCACCUGAGUAUAUUAAGAGAUUUAAUUGCGCUUGAAUCAUGUGGGUUCCAAAAGUUGAAGAUUCUUCUAAAGUUGGUGACUUUGCCCUAUCAGCCUGUUGAGCUUGUUUAUAAAGUUGCUUCCAAAUUGCUGGGAGGCUCAGAGUGACGAUUGCAAUUAUCACAUUUAAUGGACAUUAUACUUUGUCUCAGGCAAAAAAUUUGGAUUGGUUUCCCACUGCUCAAAAAAGUUUGUGAUGGUAAAAGCCUGGGUGGAGCAUUGGGUGAUUAUGUUAAAGCUGGGUUCAAGAAGGCUUCUCACAUGGUUCGGUGGGAUCUUUUGAUGCAAGUGCUUAAUGCUAGAAGCUUUGACCAGGAGUAUUUUUUUUUGGUAGAAAACAAGGAGUAUUUAUAGGAUCCAAGCUUUGUUAUGUGCUGCUAAGUCUUCCUUAUGAUUAAUUUUUGCCUUGGCAAAUUGUCAUUGCAAGGGGAAACUCUAGCAGGAACCUGUUAAUCUCUCUGCAUGUUUAAUUUUAGCAACCUUCUGCUUAAAGAAAGAAAGAACAGAAUCUUAUCACAGGCUGAGGACAGGUGAGAGACUGAAAUUUCAACUUUUAGACAACACCUUGCUUUU